UUCCCUGAGUCCCCGUUCACCACUAACCAGAUGGCUCGCUUGGCCGUGGUCGCCGCCAUCGUCGCUCUCCUCGCCAUAACAGCCGCCGCACAGAGCCCCAUGCCGGCGCCCAAGAUGGCCACUCUGCCAGCACCCCCGGCGAGGUCCCCGGUCGCCACUGCGGCGCCGACUCCGAUGGCCGCCUCUCCGCCGUCCCCGCCAACGGCCGGCUCGGCCCCCACCGACGCUCCUUCCGCGAUGACACCUUCCGCAGUCUCCGCCGCACCGGCCGGCGCACCCACCGCUGGCGCCCCCGCGAGCUCUGCUGUGUACGCCUCCUCCGUCAGCUUCUUCGCCGUCGCUGGCGCAGUCGCUGCCGCCGUCAUGUUCUAGAUGGAAGCCAUCUUCUCUCCACGGCCGACGGACUCUGCUUCAGUGUAUACAACCCAGAUUCUUUCCAUAGUAUUCUUUUUUAGAGGCUGCGGUCUGCGGACAGAGUGACAUGACAUUGCCAUGUUAUCAUGUUACUACAUGUGCUCGAGAUCAUUAUGAAUAGUAUGAUUCUUUUAUUUGUUACAUCAUCUCCUAUCAC
This is a messenger RNA of Lolium perenne, 571 nucleotides long. Lineage: Eukaryota; Viridiplantae; Streptophyta; Magnoliopsida; Poales; Poaceae. The record is from RefSeq and is a predicted model, not a curated record.